AUGCCACUGCCAAUCGCGGCCAAAGUCAGCAUAGCUGCAGUCGGCGUAGCUGCAGCCGUAGCUGUAGCUAUCUAUGAAAGCCCCGAGGUCCGCCGCGUAGCCGAGGACCUACGUAGACGCAUCGCCAUCGCCCUCCGCUCUCUCGGUGACGACUUCGACCCAGACAACCGGCAGCCCCGUUUCAACCGCCCAGAAGACGCUCACGGAUUUUACGAAUCUCACAAUGUUGAUGCUGACGACGAAACACGGAGGAGACAACGAGAGGAACUGAUGUAUUGGAACGCUCGCCGGAACGAACAACAGUCACAAUCGGCCGAAUUGCCCACUCCUCGCCUUCCUACCUUUGAUGACUUCUUACGGCCUGACAACUCUGGUGAACGCGGUACUUUGGUUUACAACACUGGCGCCAAUCCAGCGGAUGAUUCAAACAAUGUGGUUAGACGCCGUGGCAACCUCGAAGGCGUGUGCGGACUGAAUGCUGCAAUGGUUUACAACCCCUUUGCUGAUGAGCACGGUAUCGAAUUGGAAGAGCGCCCUCACAUCGACGAGACGGAAGCCGCCAAUUUGUUGAAGCCCGAUCAUGACGAAACCGUAUCCGAUAUCUAUGCCGCUACUCCCCGCAGCCAGAGCCCUGAGCCCGCGCAAAAGGCUGUUGCUGCUACCAACCCUGAAGUUCUCUUUGAUUUCGACUCGCAAUCCAACGAUACCAGCCUCCGUGAUCAGUUUCCCGACGCCUAUGGGAAGACCGAGGAUGGGACUCACACUCCCACCACCCGCAGCGAGACCAUCGGCCGCGAGGAGGAGCAAGACAUGUCUGCCAGCUACAGCAGCACCCAGUCUGAUGCCUAUGCCUCGAUUCAGGCGUGGGCUCAGUCUAACACUGGGUUUUACUCGCCUCUGCCUGUUACGCCUGAGCCACCGAUGUCUGAUGGGGAGUACCUCAGCCAAGGACAGAGAACGCCUAGCGAUGACACUGCCUCUAUCGCUGAAUCUGGCGUUGAUGUCAACUUUGAUGCUGCUUCCUCCAAGGAUGGGGACUAUGGCAUCAUGAGCGAUAGUGACGAUGGGAUCGCCACUCCUGGUAGCUGGUCCGAGGUUGGCAGUGUGAUUAGCGAGACUGAGAGCGUUGCUCGGGCUUAG
Messenger RNA from Podospora anserina S mat+, 1140 nucleotides. RefSeq lists its product as uncharacterized. The record is from RefSeq and is a predicted model, not a curated record. The transcript has 2 exons. The coding region runs from base 1 to 1140 and encodes 379 amino acids. Lineage: Eukaryota; Fungi; Ascomycota; Sordariomycetes; Sordariales; Podosporaceae.